UCCAGGUGCAGUGUCUGCGGAGUCCAUGUUGUUAGACCAGAUUGUUCUGACAAGGUGUCGGUGCUGAGAUCGUGGACUGGACUCCAAAAUGCAGACACUCUAGUGUGAGCAAAAGACAAGAAUUUAUUUAGACUUCGUGAAUCGGAGUGGAGGGAAUCCUUGGUGGACAAAGCGGGGAAGGCUGGGCAGCAAGCGAGACAGGACUGAAGGAGGGAAACAAGUGAAUCACACACUACAGAGUUGACAGCAAUCUGCUGAUGGUUCCACAUGUGGGCGGGCCUUCAAAGACAGUGGCGAUGAUUCCACAUCAGGGCGGGGGUUCAAUAAGGGAAUGAAAAACAGCAGAGGAGAGGAGGGACCCUGACACGAUUUAUAAAUUGCCAAAAAUGCUGUUUGCAAUUAAUUUGUUGACACAGCAGUGUGUGUGUGUGUGUGUGUGUGUGUGUGUGUGUGUGUGUGUGUUUUGGACGGUUACCUUCUGAGGCAUGUUUGUCUGCCUUCCCGUCCUUCCUCGUGGUGAAAGACACCCUUGUUCUUGUCCACAUCCGUCUGUGAGAUUCUCAAGUGGAAGCUGAGCUCAGCGCUCACUCUGCAGACAUGAAGUGUGUAAUCCUGCUGGCUCUUCUGACCGGGGUCUUGGCGGCCCCCUUCAUGAAAGAGGAGGAAGCAAAGCGUUUCAUCCGUCUGAAAAGACAAUCAGGAUACUGGGACCCCCACCAUUCUCAGAACCAGUGGGGUUACACCAUCCAGGAGCAGGCUAACGAGUACUGGACCGCCCUGAGAACAGACGCCCAGUUCUACAUGGACAUGGGCAACCUGAUGUUUGACCGCUCGGUGGCAGACGAGAACAACAGGCUGUACAUGGAGAUGCUGCGCAACGCUCGAGCUCACUUGGACAGCCAGACAGGAGGACGCAAAUGAGAUGAUAAUGAGCUAAGAACUGUGUUGUUGUGUAGUGGGAUGAAUAAGUGUGGAAUAAAUACAAUCGGCAGUCAUA
Messenger RNA from Dunckerocampus dactyliophorus (ringed pipefish), 997 nucleotides. RefSeq lists its product as uncharacterized. The coding region runs from base 598 to 921 and encodes 107 amino acids. The transcript is spliced from 5 exons. NCBI's taxonomy places the organism in Eukaryota, Metazoa, Chordata, Actinopteri, Syngnathiformes, Syngnathidae. The record is from RefSeq and is a predicted model, not a curated record.